AGAAACAUAGCAAAACGUUGUGCAUUGUAUCUUCUAACUCUACUGCUCGUAGUGAGUUCGCGGCGCAAAGGACACCAUGCGAAGCAAUUACGUGUUGCGAACGAGGGAGCCAUGGAUGGCUUCGCAUUGGCACGGCCAUCGCUUCGCUUUCUUCGAGACGUUGCCCGUACGGAAAGAAUAGGAGAUUCUCAUACAGUUGACAGGUUGUAGCAAUCAUGCCAUCCUUAUUUCGUCGUAACGUUUCCUCUCUUAUCCUGUUGGGGAUUUGUAGCUUUACGCAUUCCUUGGCUUCGAGACAUUUUCUCUCGCACGCUUCACGACGCCCCCUCGCAUUUCCCAGUACGGGAGACACUAGGUCUUCUUUGGCAUCUUCUUCAUCCAACCAGAGCCUGACGCCAUCGAAAGAUGCGGAGAUGCGAAAUAUUCGUGACUUGGACCACCUCACAGUACAGGUGCUUUUCGAGAACGAGUGCGACGCCAUGAGUAGUGCGGGUUGCGAUCACGGUUUCGGAUUCUCCUACACGCCCGAACGAGCCAAUUUGCAUCCACAUGCCGCACAAUCGUCGGUUCUCCCAACUACCGUAACUGGUGAUUGUACCUGCCGCGCCGGGCAUGGCCUUUCAUUGCUCUUGACGGCACACACGUCCAACGUUGAUAAGAUUCCGUUCGCCACGUCAGCUGUCGAGGGCAGGACAGCGGCUCUGUCGGAUCAAGGAUCAAUAUCCCACACGCUACUACUAGAUGCUGGGUCGGAUGCAGACUUGUGGAAAUCGAACGCUGAUAAGUUGAACAGUGUUCGUCUGGCCGACAUCGAGGCGGCCGUUUUGUCUCAUUAUCACUACGACCACUCCGGAGGUCUGGUGGGGGCCAUUCAGACCAUCACCGAUGCUCGGAAUAAACAAGGAAAACAAGGUCCCAGCAUCGUCAUUGAUUUGCACUCUUCUGGAAUCGUAAAACGUGGCAGGCCUUCACCCGAAAACCCACACCAGGUUAUACCUCACCGGCCAGACAAUCCCACGCCCGAGCAGCUGUGCGAAGCAUCCGCCGGUUCCGUUGACGUACAAUUACACGAUCAGGGGCACACUUUGUGCGACGACACAUUUUUUGUUAGUGGCUACAUUCCUCGUGACCGGACAAACUACGAAAAGGGUAUACCUAAUCAUUUGACUCAGAAGCGAGACAGUGGAGAAUGGGAGCUCGAUGAAGAAAUUGUUGAUGAGCGAUACGUUGCAUGCAAAAUAAAGAAUCGCGGAUGGGUUGUUUUUUCGUCCUGUUCCCACGCGGGUAUCAUUAAUGUUUGUCGCGAUGUCCUCCUUCGUUCAAGCGGGAACGGCCAACAGGACCAGUUGUAUGCAGUCAUUGGCGGUUUUCAUUUAGGGGGUGCCGCUGUUGAAGACCGAAUCGAACGAACGGUUGCGGAUUUGCAGAGCUUGAAUCCUUCGGUUGUAUUGGCAGGGCAUUGCACAGGCUGGAAAGCCAAAGUCGCUUUGGCGAAUGCCUUUCCUGGUCGAUUUCAACCUCUUGCCGUUGGGGCCAAGUACGAUUUCGAUGCAGCCUAA
Messenger RNA from Phaeodactylum tricornutum CCAP 1055/1, 1559 nucleotides. RefSeq lists its product with no specific name. The coding region runs from base 216 to 1559 and encodes 447 amino acids. NCBI's taxonomy places the organism in Eukaryota, Bacillariophyta, Bacillariophyceae, Surirellales, Neidiaceae. The record is from RefSeq and is a predicted model, not a curated record. The transcript has a single exon. Gene Ontology annotation, molecular function: transferase activity.